Trichomycterus rosablanca is the source of this 3147-nucleotide messenger RNA. It is a transcript of the gene dlgap3, whose product is annotated as discs, large (Drosophila) homolog-associated protein 3. Gene Ontology annotation, molecular function: molecular adaptor activity. Bases 1 to 3147 code for a protein of 1048 amino acids. Lineage: Eukaryota; Metazoa; Chordata; Actinopteri; Siluriformes; Trichomycteridae. The transcript has 10 exons. Gene Ontology annotation, cellular component: postsynaptic specialization; glutamatergic synapse. The record is from RefSeq and is a predicted model, not a curated record. Gene Ontology annotation, biological process: signaling.
AUGAAGGGCUACCAUGUGAGUCGCAGCCUAUCGCAGCACUCAUCCGGGCCAUGUCACUGCAUGCCCGAGGACUGCGAUACCACCCAGGACUACCUGCGCCAUACCGACCACCCAUACUACCCACCCGGUGGUCCGCCUGAGCCCCUGGCACUGCCACCGUCUGGAGGAGGAACAUUCCCACGCUCACAUGCCCCUCAGCAGCAGUCCUACGACUGUGAGGAAUGCCUGUCAUCAGCCGGACACGGGCACGGAUAUGGGCACCCAAAGAUGCACCGCAUCCCUCCUAACUUGUUGGAUCAGUUUGAAAAGCAGCUGCCCAUGCACCCAGAUGGCUUCCAUACACUGCAGUACCAGCAAUCGACCAGCAGCGAGCAGCGCAGCGAGAGUCCAAGCCGCAUCCGCCACUUGGUAAACUCGGUUCAGCGUCUCUUUGCCAAGUCCCAUUCCUUAGAGGCUCCAUCUAAGCGUGAGUUUAAUGGAUGCAGAGACCGCGACAGAGAGCGUGGACAACGUGGUGAGAAUGGCACAGGGCACCAGCAUCCAGGUACACAUCAGUCACGCUCAACACGCCGCAGUAAGAGCCGUGAGCGCAGCAAGAGUGGGGACUCGCGCCACGAUUCGAGACACCACUCACGACACAGGAGCAGGACAGCUGGCUGGUGGAGCUCUGACGACAACCUGGACAGCGACAGUAGUUUUCUGGUGCAUGGAGGCAGAGGAACAGGGCGAGGAUUGCCACCAAGUCAUGAGAUGCUUGACUCAGCCAUUCAGGAACUGACCCUAAAGAAGAGCAAGAGCUCCACUGCAGGAGAGUGCGUGGCCUGUAGCACCCUAGCCAGAGCAGGAGACAUUGGCCACUCUCUAAAAAGGAACACCUGGUCAGCCAUGACGGUCAGCCAAGCCAGAGAAGCAUAUCCUGCCACACGAGGAGGAGGAGGAUCAAGCUAUGAUAAGGCACUGGUGCCUCUGGAUAACAAGCUAAAAGAGCGCAACCUCCACUACCUACAGGUUCCUUCAGAUGAGUGGGGUGGAGGGGGCAUGUUGGAUAGUGGAGGAGAAAUCCCAUGCAGGCGUAUGCGCAGUGGCAGCUACAUUAAAGCCAUGGGUGACGAUGACAGCGCUGACUCAGACGGCAGUCCCAAAACCUCACCAAAACGCUCUCUUCUUGCUCAGAGAGAGGCCUUACGUCGCUCCAUCAGCAUGGACCAGCGCUCUUCGACCACAAAGUACUCAUGCAGACAGUGUACAGAUUCAUACCCCAACAGCCGCUCUACACUGAAAGGACACCCUCGAUCUCGUAGCUACACUCGCUCUCUGACCAGUUCACAGUUGGGAGAUACAUUGAACCGUCAGUUCAACUCAGUGUGUGAAAACAUGUUUGGAGAGACUGAGUCUCAGGCUGUGGAGGCUCUGGACCUGCCCGGCUGCUUCCGUACACGUAGCCACAGCUACGUCCGUGCCAUCCAAGCCGGCUGCUCCCAAGACGAUGACUGCUUGUCUGUGUUCUCCAUGUCUGGCCCACAGGGGAGUGUAAAAGGAGGAGCAGUGUUCCCAUAUAGGAAAGGCCCUCCUCCACUUCCACCACGCAUGUCCAAGCCUACAAUCUCAGUAACAGCACAAAGCAGUACUGAAUCCACUCAGGAUGCCUACUUCCAAAACACCGGCCAGCCUGGGCUGACCCAGCCCAAACAGCAUAGUAACUCUGUAGAUCUGACCGAAAGUUCCAAAGGGGGUUACUACCCAAGUGGAGGGGUAGCACGCAUCAGACAGAGCAGCAACUCCACAGAGAGUGUACCCCUUGAUGGCAGAACCUUGAGGGACUCUGGAUAUCCAGGAGGUACUGGAGCGAUGAGGCCAAAACACAGUGCUUCAGCCGAUAACCUACUAGAAGGGACAAGGAGUACUAGGGAGCGCACUGGAGGCAGCCUGGGCAAAUCUGCCUCUUUGCCUCAGACCAGCAUGGCACUGAGCAAGACAGGCAAGGGCACUGAUGAUCAGAGGCUGGAAAGCAAAGGCCGUAAAUGGAGACCAUCUAUAGCUGUGCAGGUGGACAGCUCAGAGACUCUCUCAGAUUCAGACACAGAGGGCAAAGCGCUGAGAGAGGUACACUCAAUCGGAGUUCAAGUGGAGGAUGAUAAGAGGCGAGCACGUUUUAAGCGGUCCAACAGCGUAACGGCGAGUGUACAGGCCGAUCUGGAGACAGAGGGUUUUGGAGUGUUAAGUGUGCCCACACAGGAUAAGAGUCUGCAAUUUGGCUGCUCUUUCCAACGCCACUCAUCAGAGCCUGAGUCUGAGUACCGCUCCACAGUACACACACAGGGGCAGUGGGCUUAUCGUGAACACUACCAUGGUGCCUACUCCACUGAGCCCUGUGGCAUGGAACUCAAGGCCCUUCCUCAUUCACAUUCUGAGCGAGCAGUGGCAAACUGGCAGGAGGGCCCGCGCAGCCUGCCCAACUCAGGCCGAGCUUCACCAUGCCUUAGAGAUGGAGAGUUCUUUCUGCGACUGCUGCAGACUGAGGUGGAGAGGAUGGAAGGAUGGUGCCAGAACAUGGAGAGAGAAGCAGAGGAGAAUGAGCUCCCAGAUGAUGUGCUGGAGCUGAUUAGAGCAGCAGUGGGCAGUGCACAGAUGCUCAUGUCCCAGAAGGUACAGCAGUUCUUCCGUAUGUGCCAGCAGAGCAUGGACUCAUCGGCAUACCCCCAGCCCACCACUCAAGAGCUAGCCAGCUUCUGGGACCUGCUGCAACUGGCCAUCGAGGAUGUGCGUGUGAAGUUUCAGGAUCUUCAGCUGAUCAAAGAAUCAGGCUGGAGAGUACCACCUGAGAAGAAGGAAGACAAGAAGCUUCCUCCUCCGUUACCAAAGAAGCCGGCGGGUGGUGUGACCGGGAGUCUGCGGGCAGAAAGCAUGUCUGAGACAGGGGCAGGAAACAGCAGUGGCAUGCUGUUGGUCUCUCGCAGCCGAGGUGUGCCCGUUCCUUUACCCUUGAGGGAGAAAUCCCUAGAGCUGGGUGAGCGGCAAAGGCAGGAAGCAAGGCGGAGGCUCCUCCAGGCGGGUCCCAAGCGAGCUGCUUCUUUUCGCCAGAACUCGGCCACGGAGAGUGCAGACAGCAUCGAGAUCUUCAUCCCCGAAGCUCAGACCAGACUCUGA